CGUGCCUUGGCGAGAUGAUCCUUACAAUCGUUGUCGUGUGUCUUGCGACCGCCGCAGCCUCCAAUACCACCGAUGCCACCCCAGAAUCAAGCACUAAAGAGAUCCUCAAAGCCAGCGAAUCGGAUCCAUCUAAAGUUGAAAUCGUGAAGCAAAUACGCCGGUUAAAUGAUGACGGGUCGUACACGAUAGGUUACGAAGCUGAUGACGGGACCUUCAAGAUUGAAAGUAGGGAUGUGCUUGGGAAUGUCAAGGGGACUUUUGGAUACAUCGAUAAAGAUGGCGAGAUUAAACGCGUUACUUACUCGUCCUCUAGUGAAAGUACUCCGGUCCCGGUUACCACGAGCACUACUCCGAGUACCCCCGCCAUGGUAGUCCGCAUGAACAAAACUGUAUCAUCAACAACGCGAAGACCAUUAGCAACUGUUGUUUAUCCCACUAGAGGAAGUCAUACCACACGAGGUACUGUUAUCCAAUCUAUUCCCAGGAGAAGAGCGUCUAGUACUAGGCCUACGCCGACCGUGGAUUCAAAUACUGAAAAGCAAAAAACCGAAGAAACUACUACAAGUUAUAAGCCUAAGGUUGAAGACACUUUGAAGACUAGAACACAGAUAUUGAAGCCCAUGCCAGUGUCAACGCAGGAAGACCUAAUUACGAAACAAACUACAACAAAGUUGCCCUCGACUAUAAAGCCAGUUUACGAGGAUGUGAUGGAAAAAGAACCUGAAACUGAGCGUAACAAAGCCAAUACUAUCAGAAGGCAAUUGUCAGGAACCAGUCCCAACCCUCACAUGAUAAGCCUGCAGCAAUCAGCAGGUGACGAUUCAACCGAUGAAUAUGGUAGUCAAGUAUCUCUCGGCACUAUCAGACCUUUAUUCACGACAACCACACCUCGACCUAGAUUGGUGCCUAUACACUCUAUCGUGGCAGCACGACAAAGAAUCCAGCAACAAUACCAAGAAGCACCUCUUCAGGACCAGGAAACAACAGUCGAAGCAAGUACGGGAAGAAUUUUCGAUAACGAAAACGUCGUAACUACAAAUCCAGUACCAGUGGUUCAUAUACCCCCACGAGACCCAGAAGAUAGGAUAUACCAGCAGCCUAUAUACAGAAGACCGUCUCCAGCUGUGCAAUUCCGAACCCGUGAGUAUUUAAGAGAUAACCCUGGCGCUGCAGUGCCCAUUGGUAACCAGCGGCCCUUUCUUCAGUACGAAUUUCCAAACAAAGUACUGGAGCCACAGUUCGUAAAAGAAGUUCCACCCACCCAAAAGACUGAAGCCACGACGCCUUAUGAGAUACGACCUGCGACUAGAAUAAUUCCUAUACCAGUAGACGAAAGGGGAGUGCCUUUACAAGGGUAUCAGGGAAGAUUUGUAAACCCGUAUAGGGCUCCAGUGUCCUACCAACCACGAUAUGAACCAGGAGACGAGAUGGGCAGCAUCUCCGCACCAGUAAGUACUAGAGACUUACGACGACUUCUGUACGUAUUAAUAUUAAGACAGAAUCGUUUGCAAAGUUUAAUGGAUCAGAUGCUGCCAGGUCCCCCCUACCCCGUACCGAUGUACAGAGACGACUAUCGAUACCAGAGUCGAUAUCAAGACGACGGAUACGACUAUCGAUACGAACCGUAUCGAAACGAAUACAAUUACGAUAACCAAUAUGAUCAGCGAUAUAUGUCUCGAAGAAGGCUUUACACAAGGCCUUAUGACACUGCAGGUUCUGCGACCAAUCAUAUUGAUGAUAUGCCAGAAUAUCUACCACCAGAAGUUAGAGAAGCGUUGCUUCUGAAAAUGCUGAUAUUGGCAAUAAGUCCAGACUUUGUACCGACAACAUCACCCCCAACUGAGUUAACAACUGCUGCCCCACCAAGGAAGCAGGUCAGAAAUGUUCAAAUUCUUGGAGAAGAAGGCUCUUCUGAUGAUACUAAGAAAACCAUGCAAAGGCACUGAGGUAAAGUUAGUUAUUAAUAAUUUAAAGUUACCGUUGUUAGAACAGUAUAAUUUUAAUUCUGUAGAUUAG
This is a messenger RNA of Manduca sexta (tobacco hornworm), 2016 nucleotides long. Its product is annotated as proteoglycan 4-like. Bases 15 to 1946 code for a protein of 643 amino acids. Gene Ontology annotation, cellular component: chitin-based extracellular matrix. The transcript has a single exon. NCBI's taxonomy places the organism in Eukaryota, Metazoa, Arthropoda, Insecta, Lepidoptera, Sphingidae. Gene Ontology annotation, molecular function: structural constituent of chitin-based larval cuticle. The record is from RefSeq and is a predicted model, not a curated record.